AUGUCCAGUUUAGCAUCAUGCGCACUGCGGUCGGCGAGCCGCAAGGCUGCCGUCGCCUCUCCUCUACGAACCUUGCCUCGAGCUGCUUUGGCGGUAUCAAGAACCAACAGAACGGCGAGGCGAGGAUAUGUGACCGAGUCCAAGCAGGAUCAGGCCCGCGUGGAAACCGCCAUCAAACUGGAUAAGAAGGACUUCGCGGAUAUCCCUCCUCCGCCCAUGGGCGCGCCAGCAGAUGCCAGAGUCAGCCCCAUGGCUGAAGUUCUCAAGCAAGCUGCUGUCAUGGAAGAAGGGCAGCGACCUAUUUAUCUCGACAUGCAAUCGACCACGCCAGUUGACCCUCGCGUUCUCGAUGCCAUGAUCCCUUAUUACGUCGGCGUCUACGGAAACCCUCAUUCUCGGACACAUGCGUACGGCUGGGAGAGUGAAAAGGCUGUCGAGGAGGCUCGCGAGCAUAUUGCCUCACUGAUUGGUGCUGAUCCAAAGGAAAUUAUCUUUACCUCAGGCGCCACUGAAAGUAACAACAUGAGCAUCAAGGGCGUUGCCAGAUUCUUCGGUCGCUCUGGCAAGAAGAACCACAUUAUCACAACACAAACCGAACACAAAUGUGUGCUCGACAGUUGCCGACACUUGCAGGAUGAGGGUUUCGAAGUUACAUAUCUGCCUGUCCAGAAUAACGGAUUGGUCAAUAUGGAGGACCUCGCGGCCGCCAUCAAGCCUGAAACUGCCCUGGUCAGUAUCAUGGCUGUCAACAAUGAGAUUGGUGUUAUCCAGCCCAUCGAGGAGAUUGGCAAGCUUUGCCGUUCAAAGAAGGUCUUUUUCCACACCGACGCCGCCCAGGCUGUGGGCAAGAUUCCCCUGGACGUCAAUGCCAUGAACAUUGAUCUCAUGUCAAUUUCAUCACACAAGAUCUAUGGCCCCAAGGGUAUUGGUGCCUGCUACGUUCGAAGACGGCCCAGAGUCAGAUUGGACCCCAUCAUCACUGGUGGUGGUCAGGAGCGUGGACUCCGAAGCGGCACUCUCGCGCCGCCGCUGGUUGUGGGCUUUGGCGAGGCUUGCCGCAUUGCUAAGGAAGAGAUGGAGUACGACUCUAAACGAAUCAAGACCCUAUCCGACCGACUUCUUAGCGGGCUCCUGUCGUUGGAGCACACACAGCAAAAUGGUGACGAGAAUGCUUUUUACCCUGGCUGUGUCAAUGUCUCGUUCGCCUAUGUCGAGGGCGAGUCACUGCUCAUGGCUCUCAAGGACAUUGCUCUUUCUUCCGGCAGUGCAUGCACUUCCGCGUCUCUAGAGCCCAGCUACGUUCUCCGAGCACUUGGAAACAGUGACGAGAGCGCUCAUAGCAGUAUCCGAUUUGGUAUUGGCCGCUUCACCACUGAGGCUGAAAUUGAUUAUGUCUUGAAGGCUGUGCAGGAGAGGGUCAACUUUUUGCGGGAGCUGAGCCCUCUCUGGGAAUUGGUGCAGGAGGGUAUUGAUCUCAAUACUAUCCAAUGGAGCCAGCAUUAA
Pochonia chlamydosporia 170 is the source of this 1503-nucleotide messenger RNA. Its product is annotated as aminotransferase class-V domain-containing protein. The transcript is spliced from 3 exons. Lineage: Eukaryota; Fungi; Ascomycota; Sordariomycetes; Hypocreales; Clavicipitaceae. The coding region runs from base 1 to 1503 and encodes 500 amino acids. Gene Ontology annotation, molecular function: pyridoxal phosphate binding; cysteine desulfurase activity. Gene Ontology annotation, biological process: [2Fe-2S] cluster assembly. Gene Ontology annotation, cellular component: mitochondrion; cytosol; nucleus. The record is from RefSeq and is a predicted model, not a curated record.